UUUCCCAUGAAGGCAUCGCGUUGCUCGGCUGCCAUGUUGUUGUUGUUGUUUUUUCAUGCAAGCAGCGGGCGGUGGUGCGUUUGUGGCUGCUCGGCUCCUCUGUGACGGACAGUUUCUAAAUGGAACUCCUCGCUCUACUCGCUCCAUCGCCCACAUAUAAUACGCGUUCAUAGUCACCGGAUAACAAGGAGAGGGAGAGAGAGAGAAACAAGAGAAAAUAGUCUGGCCGGGCCAAGAUGGUGGACCGCCUGGCCAACAGCGAGGCCAACUCCAAGCGCAUCACGGUGGUGGAGGGUUGCUUCGGGGCGGCGGGCCAGCCCCUGGCCAUCCCGGGCCGCGUGCUGAUCGGUGAAGGCGUCCUGACCAAGCUGUGCCGCAAGAAGCCCAAGGCGCGCCAGUUCUUCCUGUUCAACGACAUCCUGGUGUACGGCAACAUCGUGCUGCAGAAGAAGAAGUACAACAAGCAGCACAUCAUCCCGCUGGAGAGCGUCACCAUCGACACGGUGCCCGACGAGGGCGAGCUGCGCAACGGCUGGCUCAUCAAGACGCCCACGAAGUCCUUCGCCGUCUACGCCGCCACUGCCACCGAGAAGUCCGAGUGGAUGAACCACAUCGGCAAGUGCGUCCAGGAGCUGCUCCAGAAGAGCGGCAAGGCGCCGGCCGGCGAGCACGCCGCCGUCUGGGUGCCCGACUCGGAGGCCGCCGUGUGCAUGCGCUGCCAGAAGGUCAAGUUCACGCCCGUCAGCCGCCGCCACCACUGCCGCAAGUGCGGCUUCGUGGUGUGCGGGCCCUGCUCCGAGAAGAAGUACCUGCUGCCCAGCCAGUCCUCCAAGCCCGUGCGCGUCUGCCAGUUCUGCUACGGCCAGCUGGUGGCCGGCGUCCGCUCCGACUCGGUCGGGCGCCCCGGGGACUUCCGGGACGCGUCGGACGACGACGACGAGGACGACGACAGCAGCGACUGAGGGGGGACGUGCCCGAGCGUUCCCGCGAUGGCCAUUGAACUGAGCUGCUUCUCUUCACAAACACGCGUUACCGCCACACGACACUGAGAUCCACUUACUAAGGUAAAAAUGAACUCAAAUACUACAAGAAUAAAGGCCUAUAACUUCGAGAAAAAGUAGUCAUUUUUGUUUUGUUUUCAAGAAAGGCUCAUCAAUUUUUUUCAGGAUUUUAUGGGAAAAUCAGAUGUUUUUUUUUUUUUUUAGAUCUUUUUUUUCCAAGAAAAGUAGGAUUUAUAGUCAUUUAAAAAAUAAAAUAAAAUCUUUCAAGGAAGUCAUGUUUUAGGGAGAGGUUUUUCAAGGACAAAAAGUGCAAUUACUUUUUUCCUCUGCAAAGAGUUUAAAAAAAAAUAAUUAUUUUAGUGGUUUUUUUUUUUUUUUAGUUUUUUGGUUGUUUGGGGGUGGGUUUGAGCAACAUUUCUAUUAAUUAAUUAUUCUAAAAGUAAAAAAAAAAAAAAAAAAAAAAAAAAAGAUUCAAGAAAAUAUUUUGGGAAAAGUUGAAUAUUACCCCCAAAUACAUUCCAAGAAAAACAAUUCCAUGAAUUCAGAUUUUUUUCAAGUCUUCAAUUAAUUUCAAGAAAGUCAUAUAUUUUCAAGACAAGUUGUAGUUUCAAGUAAAAUAAAGCAGAUUUCAACUUGUUCUCCUUUGUCUGAGAAAAUGACUUUUGAAAAAUAUUUUUGAAAUCGGAUGUCUUUUCAAUUUUUCUUUAUUUUAUAUCAAGAAAGUUGCUUAAUUGAGAAUUGUUUUUCAAGGAAAAUUUGGUAUUUCUAGUUAAGUAUUUUUGGAAAUAAAUACUCAAAUGUUUUUGAAAAUAAAACCAAUUAUUAUUUUUAAUUCACACAUGAAAAGUUAGAUUUUGUUCAAGAAUCAGAUUGUUUCAAGAAAAAGUAUUUUCAAAAGUAAAUUUUUUUUUGUUCCCAUAAAUUUAAGACAAUUGUUUUCCUAGAAGAAAAGUCUUAAAAUAUUAUUUUCAAGAAAGUCGUAUAUUUUUGGGGAUUUCUUUUUCACAAGAAAAAAACAUUGAAAAAAGUAAGUAAAAGUAAAAAAUGUGAUAUAGCUAACUUGUUUUUAGGAUUUAAAGUUGAGGAAAAAAACGGUCAAUUUUAUUUCUUUAUGAAAGACUACUUUUUGGGAAGUCUUUUAACUCAGUAAUUUUUUUCCCAAGACAAUUUCAUUGAAUCGUUUUGAGAAAGUUUGUUUUUCAGGGGAAAGAAAUAUGUUUGAGUUUCUUUUCAAGUCAUUUUUUAAUCGAAAAAGUACUAUUGUGAAAAAUCUGAAAGUCUUGAUCUAUUUCUCGAAUCGAUACCUUUUUCUUGUAGUAAAGAUAUUUUUGGAUUUUGUAGUAUUUUCUAUAUUUUCUCUGUAAGAUGACGACGAUGAUGUGAUCAUGGUGUGGCUGCUUCCGACAACUCAAGUGGCAAACGCACACGCGUGUGCCUCCACUUUGUCACCUUAGUGCCUUGUACAGCACACUAAACGCCUCCCCCCACUCUGGUAAAAAAAAUAACAAAAUUUGGUGCUUGUUAAACGUCAUCUUGGCAACAGUUGCCAUGGUAACUGCAAUUAUUUUUUGUUUAAGAUGGCGAACGCAAAAGCUUUUUGUCUAUUGAAGGCAUCUAAUUGAAUGACUAAUCAAAACUAAUGUACAUAAUUUGUGUUCAAAUAUGAAUUUUUUUCACUCACCUGUCGAUGUUGUGAGUAUUUGAGGAUGUCUUUUUAGAGGUAAAUUUUAAAUUCACAUACAUAUUAAAUUAUGACUUUUUUUCUUGUUAAAAUUCAACUGUAGUCUCAGAAGUUUUUUUUUUUCUUUAUAAAUCCGACUCAGAAGAUUGAUACGAGACAACUUUAAUUUUGUAAAAUUACAACUAAUAUCUUGGGGGGGGGGGGGGGGGGGGGGGGAAGCCUUUAGUUUUAUAGGAUUACGACUUAAAAAAAAAAAGAGUACAAUUCGCCUUUGAAUAUUAUGAAUUUUUUAUUAAAAAAAGACUCCUCAGAUGACAUUUUUUUCCCCCACAAAAAUAACUUUAUUUGCAUGAAAUUACAGCAUUACUGUUUUUGUGAUGUGACACACAGUAAAAAAAAAAUUAUAAAAUAAAAGGCUUUUUCCUUGGAAGAAAAAUAAAAAAAUUUUAGUUUCUGGUUACAUCUUUUCCGAAACAAAGUGGGACUAUUCUCAUGAUAAUAACAAAAUACUAUUUUCUUAUAAUUACAAUUUUAAAAAAACAAAGCAUAUUCUCAUAAGAUUGAAACUUUAUUCUUGUAAGAUUACUAUUUUGUUUUUGAAGUUUUUUUUGUUUAAAAAAAUUCAAAUUUUAUACUAAAUACAAAAAAAAAAAAAAGUUACUCAUAAAUUUACGACUUGAAAAAAUACCUUAUUCUCAUAAAAUUCAGAUUUUUAAGGUUACAAUUAUUUUCAAAAAAAAUGUAACUUCUCAGGAAAUCACUACUUCUUUAAAUAAAAAAGACCACUCAUUAAAUUAGGACUUUUUAAACAAUAACUGUGAUGACACAUUUUCAGAUGAUGGCUUUUUUACUCUUAAAAAGACUCAACUUCCGUCUCUUAAAAUAACUUUUUUUUUUCUCUCUCUCUCGAAAGUACGACCUUUUUCACAUGAGACAGAUCUUGGAGGGGAAAAAAAAGGAGCUUUAUUUUCUUAAAAUAAUUUCUUUCGGGGGAAAAAGUCUGAAAUUGUUGAAAAAUGAUGUAAGAUGUUUUAAAAAGUUAUUUAAUAAGACUUAUUGUAGCAGAAUUUGUCUGUUUUUUUUCUCCCUGAUGUGAUUCUAAUAGUUGUCCGUUUGUGGCACUCAUAUAAAAUGAGUGAAGUUUGAAAGCAGCUGAAGGGAUUUUUUUGUUUUUGUUUUAAACAAAUUCAAUGAUGAGGUAGACCUUGGUGAUCUUUUGAUGUCACGGCCGCUACAUGCUUUUUAAUUACUCCUGUGUUGAUUUUCUAGAAACGUUAUUUUUGUCUGUUGUCCGUCCGAAAAAAAGGGCUGUGAUGAUACCAGCUGUAAUCCGUUUGUAAAUGAGUGCUUUUAUGAUAUUUUUUAAUAUUGAUAGUAUUGCAAAAGUUGAUACACUAACUUGCUGUUGUGCUUCCUGAAUGCUGCACCAAUGAAAUGUCACCUUGCUUCGCCUCCCAAGCCACAAAAGCUUUGGAGAUUCAUAACAUGGCUGAUUUUCCUUGGAAUUAUGUUUUCGUCUUUUUCAUGUCGUUUAAAGGUGUCUAAAAAAAGGGCUUCAAUCAGAAUGUAAAAUCAGAUUAAUGAAUGAUGAUCACUAGUUUAUUAAUUCUUGUACGAGUGAGCAAGUGUUCUCAUCCUCUCCACUUGGUUUUUUAAAAGAAAAACUCAAAACUAAA
Phycodurus eques (leafy seadragon) is the source of this 4358-nucleotide messenger RNA. It is a transcript of the gene plekhf2, whose product is annotated as pleckstrin homology domain containing, family F (with FYVE domain) member 2. Gene Ontology annotation, molecular function: metal ion binding; phosphatidylinositol binding. The coding region runs from base 237 to 962 and encodes 241 amino acids. Lineage: Eukaryota; Metazoa; Chordata; Actinopteri; Syngnathiformes; Syngnathidae. The record is from RefSeq and is a predicted model, not a curated record. The transcript is spliced from 2 exons.